CGAUAACGGAGCCAGGGAACAGGUGACGACAUCGUUGUCAUACUCGUGAUUUCAUAACACGCCAUUUUCUUUGUGUAAAGUGCUGAAGAGGAGGAUUUUCACCGUCGUAUUUUGUACCGAGUCCGGGUAACGUAUACAAUGUUUAACGUCUUGGUUGUGCAUUGAACGACGCUCACCACUCGUCUAUCGUUUAUCACGUAUUUUACUUCGCAACCGUUCGUCAAAAAAAUGGCAUCUCGCAAGAAAGUGUUGUUGAAAGUCAUUAUUCUUGGGGACUCAGGAGUCGGAAAAACUUCUUUGAUGAAUCAGUAUGUUAAUAAGAAGUUUAGUAACCAAUAUAAAGCAACGAUAGGGGCAGAUUUCCUGACUAAGGAAGUGAUGGUGGAAGAUAGAAUAGUUACUAUGCAGAUUUGGGAUACCGCCGGACAAGAGAGGUUUCAAUCAUUAGGAGUGGCAUUUUAUCGUGGCGCAGACUGUUGUGUACUAGUAUUUGAUGUGUCUGCCCCUACUAGCUUCAAAUCUCUUGAUUCAUGGAGAGAUGAAUUCUUGAUUCAAGCUUCACCUCGAGAUCCAGACAACUUUCCAUUUGUUGUUCUCGGAAAUAAAGUAGAUCUUGAGUCAAGAGCAGUAUCAAGCAAGAGAGCACAACAAUGGUGUCAGUCGAAGAACAAUAUUCCAUACUUCGAAACUAGUGCAAAAGAAGCUAUUAAUGUUGAGCAAGCUUUUCAAACGAUAGCUAAAAAUGCUUUAGCUCAAGAAAGCGAAGUCGAACUUUACAAUGAAUUCCCGGAUCAAAUUAAAUUGACUAAUGACCAAAGAAGCAAUGGCAAAGGUGAUUCAUGUGCUUGCUAGGUCCUGGAAUAGUGGUAAUCUUGGUUGACUAUAAGAUGCACAGGUCAGAUUGUACAUUCGUGUGCCUGCGCAUAAAGGACAUGGAGAAUAUAUUGCGAUGAGCUUUAUGUGUGCAGGAAGUCACAAAAAUAUAUUUCUUUAUCUUAAUGUAUCAUACAAUCUCCUUAUGUCCACAAAAUAUCUCAAUAUUCUCAAAAAUAGUUCUGUUGAAACGGUCAUUAGCGCGUACGAUGAAAAUAACAAAGUAAAUCAUGCAUAAAGGAAUGUGUACAAAACUUGAUAUAUAAUUGUUUUUAUAAACAUGUGGGAGUAAGAUAUAUUUAUUCGACUUCCUGACUAAAUAUCGCAAAUUCUAAAUCAGUACGCUCUCGCUGGAUUUAACUUGUCAUACGUGGAUUCCCGUCUCUAUGUUAUUCUAUUAAUCAGAGGAUUUAUAUCAUUUUUAGGUAAUAUAACGCUCUCUUAUCGGCGAAGUAUAAUUCUUUUGUAUUUAGAUUCUUGAUUUAUGGGCAAUUGUUUUCGACGAUGUAUUGAGGUUUUUAAACGAUAGCGGCUAAUUUAUUGCACUAGAGAGAGGGAGAGAGAAAAAGAGAGAGGGGAUGAUAUAUGGCCGGGAACACGGUUAGCGAUACAGUUAGUAAAUUAUAAUAAAAGAAUUUGCUCAUAAUUUGUUAAGUACAAUUGCAUUUACAGAUGAGCUCUAGCACACAGCUUAUUCUCUUAGACAGAACCGAAUAUUUGCUCUGUGUAAAUGGUUCUUAUUACAUAGAACAAAAAUUAAGAUAAAGAUACAAUAAAAUGAUUAAGAUACUUUAUAGUAUAUCUUACACGAUCUAUUUUAACGAAUUCGAAAUUGAACACGGAUGUACGAUGUAAAUUCCUGGAACAUUUUUUUUCCGUUCAAUAUCUUCUAUUGAUAUGUGAUAUUGUUCAUACGGCUAGCCUAAUUGUGAAAAGAAAAAAAAAGUUCGUUGAAAAUAUAACUUAGAUAUUUUUUAUUCGCUCGGUUAAUUGUUUGUAACAUUCUUUCGAUAAAUAUUCUUUCGUUAAAUUCUUAAGCUUUUCUACAAAAUCCUAAGCUCCUCUUCUUCUGAGUUGAGAUUCUUGUACCGCGAUGCAUUGGUUUUUAAGAUUUUUUACUACUACAUAAGAUGAAUAAGAGAUUCAAGUGCGGUGAGUUAAUUGUCAAUUGUAUGAUCUACCGAGGAAUUUUAUGCAGACUAUAUUUUGUAAAUAAGACAGUGUGCGAUCCAUUUAGGACAAUUUAACGUUAUAAAAAAUGAAUCUUUAUAUCCUGAUAGCCAUAUCAGUAAGUAUGCGCUUAUAAUAUCUUAAUUCUAUUAUUAUAUAGUCCUUAUUAGAGCAGUAAUUAGUCCUAACGGCGUGUGAUAUUUAUUUUGAUGAGAGCGAGCUUUUACAUACAUGUUUAUGCAAAUACGAGAAUGUUUACAUAAUGCUGUAUUAAAAAGAACAUUUUUUGUAGUAAAACUAAUUGUGCACCCAUUAAGAGAUGCGUUGGAAGUUUUAAAAUUUUAUUUCCUAGAAAGAGGUAAGAAGUAAAAAUAAUUCUUAUAGUAAGGCAUAUAUAUAUAUAUAUAUAUAUGCAUCGCGGUACCGAUAAUUGUUAUUCAAUUUAUGAUUGUAAACCUUAUUUCCGACCAAUAUCCAGAUUGUAACUAGAUUUGCGAAACCGAUUUUGCUGGCUACUAAUACAUGUAUAAUCCUCCCCCCUCCCAUUUCCAAUUAAAGAUUAAGUCCAUCGGCGGUAUGAGGCAGUAUUCUAGGCACUUUCUAGCGAAAACAUUUCACAUUGAAAAUUAGUUUUCAUGCGAUCUUCUGCUAAUCUAAUUAACUUUACGCAUUUUGCGCAAGUGAUGAAUCUGAUUAAACGUUGAUUUAAAUCUUCACUAAGGGAAAGUUAAACUCAAUUACUCGCCAUUUUUGGGACAUCCAGUGUAUAUAACAUUUUCAUGCAGUGAAAAAAAUAACUUAGCGCGUAACAUAAAAAUGUGCAGAUUGGCCCAAAAAUCAUGCACUUUUUCUACUAUAGAAUAUUAUAGAUAAUGAAUAUAUAUACAUAUAAGAACAAGGAUACCAAUAGAAUUUAAAUAUUAAAUGAACAGUAUUUAAAUAUUUGAGUAAAUUAGCAAUUUAAAAAAUGCAAGCAGUAAAAUCUAAAAGGAUCUGAAUUUGAGCUACGCAAAGAUAUUAAUAUUAUGUGGAGGUAAAUGCAAAAGAAUAGGUAUAAAAGAUAACCAAGUUUUUAAUGAGAAAAAUAACUAUAUCUGUUAAAGAAUCUAUAGUAACAAAGUGCAUGAUUUCUUGAAUACUCAGUAUGCAUGAUGGUAAAACACACUUGCAACGUCAAAUGUACUUUCAUGAGUUUAUGCAUAUAUAUAUAUAUAUAUACAUAUGUAUGCACGUGUAUAUAAAUGAAGAUAAUCAUGACCACGACGAUUAUAAUUAAUGAUAUGUAUAAUUCUAUCGAAAUAUGUUAAUGAUAAAUAUAAUUAUAGAUAAUAUGAUUGUUA
This is a messenger RNA of Dinoponera quadriceps, 3383 nucleotides long. It is a transcript of the gene Rab7, whose product is annotated as ras-related protein Rab-7a. The transcript is spliced from 5 exons. Bases 229 to 852 code for a protein of 207 amino acids. Lineage: Eukaryota; Metazoa; Arthropoda; Insecta; Hymenoptera; Formicidae. The record is from RefSeq and is a predicted model, not a curated record. Gene Ontology annotation, cellular component: phagocytic vesicle; late endosome; lysosome. Gene Ontology annotation, molecular function: GTPase activity; GTP binding. Gene Ontology annotation, biological process: phagosome-lysosome fusion; endosome to lysosome transport.